GACCCCAAAAAAAGAGCAAAAAUGGGGUGACAGGGAAGGACGGAUGGGGGCACGGCCACCCCAGCUUACCCAUUUGAGCUACGAGAUCAUCGACCACUUGCAUCCCUCAAAUCGAUAGGAAUCUUGGGAUUUUGAACGAUUCAGUUCAUGGGGAGAGAGGAGUCCUCUCGCCAAACGCUUUAGAGGACGUUCGCAACCGCGAUUGGGGCGUUGGUCCUCGGCACAAGGGACGUCCGGAGCCGCCUGCGCCGGAGGGCGAGGGGAGGAGAGGCGGCCGCGGCUAUGGAUGACGAUAUAAUCUCGAGAUUGCCCGAGCAUUUGAAGCAUCACAUUCUCUCGUUGAUACCGGGCAUUAAGGAAGUCGCGAGGACCAGUUCGCUGUCGAAGUCGUGGCUACGGACGUGGCGAUCGUUUCAGAUCACUGAGAUCCAUCCAUGGCUCAUCAUGCCACGCGAGGCCAUCGACGACAUCUUCAAGAGCGGGCGGGGAAACGUGCACAGCGAGAGAUUCGUCAGGUUAGUCGACGAUAUCCUUAUGAGGUCCCGAGAUGGGAUGCCGCGGUUCGUGAUCUACGUGACCUUCGACAUGAUUCCUCACGUCGGGAGAUGGGUGGAUUUGGCUUUAGACUAUCGUGUUCAGGAGCUGAGCAUUGGGAUCGUUAAUGGCAAAUUUCAAUUUCCAGAUCCCGCAAGGGUUUUGUCUACUAAGUUCAUCAAAUCCUUAUCAUUAAGUGGGAUUAAGGUUGAUGGGAUCAGCGCCGUGAAUCUGCCUUCUCUGCUGUCGCUCCAAUUGUACAAUAGCGUUAUUAACGAAGAGAUGUUCCAGAGACUCAUCGGGGGCUGCCCUCUAGUUGAAGAUCUUACUGUAUUCCGCUGCAAUCCCUUGUCCGAGAUCGAACUCUCGAAUCUCAAUUACCUCAAGAGAGUGAAUCUGGGUACUUGCCGCCCUGAUCUUAAUGUAAGAAUUAAAGCACCGGGAUUAGAAAGGUUCGAAUUUUCUCACCAAUUGACAAUCGAACGGGUAGGCGGUUUGGUAUUUGAUGUAAGUCCGAGCGUCACUUGCUUAGAAUUGGCGAGGAUGAACAAGAGUGACGAGUGGUUCUGUCAUUUACUAUCCAAAUUCCCUCUGCUAGAAAGCUUGACACUUUUAUUAUUCGCAUCAUUGAGACGAAUCAGGAUCUCUAAUCCACACUUGAAGAAGAUCUCAAUAGAAAGUUGCUUUCACUUGGAGGAUAUCAGAAUUGAUACCCCAAAAUUGUUGUCUUUCCGUUAUGAGAAUCACUACAGUAUAAGCCAGUGGACACUGCCCUUCAUAUGGACAGACAAUGCUCCUUAUAGUUGUGCCUUUGGAUUGGAAAUUUCUUUUGAUCAGGAUCCUCCUGGGCAGUGUUUGGAGAAGCUCCAGAAAUUCCUCAUUGGAUGGUCUGCUACAUUUAGAUGCCUCGAAUCAACCGUGUGUCUCUGCCAGCAUGGCGAGAGAAUUGACGAAGAUAUGAAGAAGAAAUUGGCUUUAUCUGCUCCUGGGAUACAAUAUAUGAUUUUCGAGUUCUUUCCUGAGGCAUCCCAAUCCCAGGAUAUCAAGUUCCUUAUUCUGGAUUGCUUGUUUCAUACUUGCCGACCUACAAGUGUUAUUCUCAGGGUGCCAGAUCCUUUACUAGAGUUAAUCUGCAAGGCAUUUGUGCGCAAGGAGGAGGAUCCUGACUAUCCUGACUGCUGUUCCAGUGCUGGGGGGUCUUCGUGUUUUUGUCACGGGCUUAAAGACGCGAAGAUUGACCGGUUUGAGGGUACCCACGAUGGUAGACCUUUAGACUGGAGCACCUUGUGCAGUCUGCUGCCCGUUGAAGUUCGGAUUAGAUUGCAGUGGUGGGAUUAGCAACGGGACACUGCUGGACGAUCCAUGUUUUCCUGUACGGAAUACACUUUUUAGUGAGCUGUGUAAUAAAUGCAGAACAUAAGCAGCUUCGUAGAGUGCAGGAUGAGUCCUUUUAAUUGGAAACAAGUAGUUAUGGCUGUGUCUGGUUUGGUGCUUAUGCACCUAUAUCCUAUCUGACCAGGUUUGCACCCUUGUUGAGUUGAAUAUUAAGUUAUUGUUUACCUUUUAUUACUAUAUAUUUAGAAAAAAGGAGUAUUCACACUAA
Molecule: messenger RNA, 2137 nt
Organism: Punica granatum (pomegranate)
Lineage: Eukaryota; Viridiplantae; Streptophyta; Magnoliopsida; Myrtales; Lythraceae
Source: RefSeq, a predicted model, not a curated record